AGUACAGCGCCUAAUACUUACAGUUCACGGGGACAUUAUUAGGUUACGGAGGGCGGCGGGGCUGAUACGGACACGAAAUGGGAAACUGUUUCAGGUGCUCGAAAAACACCAACAUCCGCUUAAAACUGCCGGCGGUGUGUUUCAUUUGGGAAAUAGCCAUGAUCAUCCUCUUCGGUUUUUUUAUACGGUACAAUAUGGAGGCCGACCCUCACUGGAAAAUGCACAAAAAAACGAAAAAUAUAUCCAGCGAUAUAGAGAAUGACUUCUACUUCAGAUACCCAAGUUUCCAAGAUGUCCAUGUCAUGAUAUUUGUGGGCUUUGGAUUCCUCAUGACAUUUCUGAAACGCUACAGCUUUGGAGCUGUCGGCUUGAACUUCCUCAUAGCAGCCUUUGGUAUCCAGUGGGCACUGCUGGUGCAGGGGUGGUUCAACUUCUUCGACUAUGCAGACUGGAAGAUCAAGAUCGGGGUGGAAAACCUCAUCAAUGCUGACUUCUGCGUAGCUGGCUGCCUCAUUGCUUAUGGGGCCGUGCUGGGCAAAGUCAGUCCUGUCCAGCUGCUGGUCAUGACGAUCUUUGGAGUUACCCUGUAUGCCGUGGAGGAAUUUAUCAUCCUCAAGGUCCUCCAUGCUAAGGAUGCUGGAGGCUCCAUGGUCAUCCACACAUUUGGUGCUUAUUAUGGUCUGUCUAUAUCAUGGGUUCUUUAUCGGCCUGAGCUCUACCAAAGCAAGCGCCUUCAGGGGUCAGUUUACCACUCGGACGUGUUUGCCAUGAUCGGUACGCUCUUCCUCUGGAUGUUCUGGCCCAGUUUCAACUCUGCCAUCAGCUAUCAUGGGGAUGGGCAGCACAGGGCAGCUAUCAACACCUACCUCUCUCUGGCUGCUACAGUCCUCACCACUGUUGCCAUAUCCAGCCUGACCAAGGAGAAGGGCAAGCUAGACAUGGUGCACAUCCAGAACUCCACAUUGGCUGGAGGCGUUGCCGUGGGGACGGCCGCUGAGUUUAUGCUGAUGCCCUAUGGAUCUUUGAUAGUGGGCUUCCUCUGUGGCAUCAUCUCCACCUUGGGAUACGUCUAUAUUUCACCUUUCCUGGAGAGCAAGCUGAAGAUUCAAGACACCUGUGGGAUUCACAACCUGCAUGCGAUGCCAGGGCUCAUUGGGGGAAUCGUUGGGGCCGUGACCGCCGCUACCGCCACGGAGGGGGUCUAUGGAAAAGAGGGGUUAAUACAGACCUUUGACUCUCCAGGUCGCCCUUCGAACAUGUCUGCCUCUUUGCAGGGCAGUUACCAGGCUGCUGGGCUCUGUGUAGCCCUCAUCUUUGGCAUUGGUGGAGGCAUAAUUGUCGGGUUAAUCCUGAAAUUACCCAUCUGGGGGGAUCCUACUGAUGAUAACUGCUUUGAUGAUGAGGUCUACUGGGAGAUACCGGAGGAGGAUGACAACCACCCCUCGGUCCUCGAAUUCAGCAGCCACAUGAGAAACAACCAUCAAGGAGUGUGAGUGGAAUUGUAUUUAACAAGCACACAGUGGGUUGCGUGAGUGUGAAUCCAGCUUCACUGUGACCCCAAGAUCCUGCUCAUAACCAGAAUGCUUCGUGAUAUUAACCCUGAUGAUUGUCAUGGACUUUUAUCUGCCUCGGGAGAAGGGUUGCACUCCCCUUUAACUUUUGACCUAAAUGGGAAGUGCCUUGGCCAACUUGGGUGUGAGUGUCACCGACUCAAUGCAUUGGAGGACAGUGCAUGGAAAUUCUACACCUUAAUUGAGGGGAGAGGGGAAUAUCUCACUUUUAUAUACUAACUUGCAUAGUCGAGAAUAUCACUCACGUCGUGUGGUGACCGACUUGUGAAGCUACAUAAAUGUCUUUUUUUUUUUUUUUUUAUGAAGUUGUGAUAAAAUCAAGUACAACCUGGUUCUUCUUCUGAUCAUUUGACGGUAAUUAUUCCACAAUUAGAAGGUUAGAUGACACACCUCUAUUCACUUGUGUCGUUUUAUUAUUCAAUAUUUUAAAGUGAAGUUGCACGUUGGGUGAGGAGGUCAUGACUUCAUUCAGUCAAGCUUCAGAGUAAAGGGAAACUACUGUGUAUGAUUGUACACUUAAAUAUCAAAUGUACAUUAUUUGAAUGGAGAAUUAUUUUCUGUGAAAUAAUCUUAAAAUAAAGUUGGUUGAAAUUUC
Messenger RNA from Brienomyrus brachyistius, 2166 nucleotides. Its product is annotated as ammonium transporter Rh type C 1-like. Gene Ontology annotation, cellular component: plasma membrane. Gene Ontology annotation, biological process: ammonium transmembrane transport; ammonium homeostasis. Gene Ontology annotation, molecular function: ammonium channel activity. The transcript is spliced from 11 exons. The coding region runs from base 78 to 1493 and encodes 471 amino acids. NCBI's taxonomy places the organism in Eukaryota, Metazoa, Chordata, Actinopteri, Osteoglossiformes, Mormyridae. The record is from RefSeq and is a predicted model, not a curated record.